AUGUGUACUAAGGAUGAUCCAUCCUAUCUUGUGUCUGUUGUGGCAUGGUGGUAUUUACAACAGGAAAAACUUCUAGCUACUUGCCGUGAAUUUAUUUUGGAAAGCUCAGAUUUGAAAGAAUAUGCAGAGCACUGUACAGAGGAUGGGUUUAUUCCAGCCUGCUUGCUGUCUCUGUGUGGAAAAAACUUGACAACUAUUCUUAAUGAAUAUGUAGCCAUGAAAACAAAAGAAACAACAAGUGAAGUUCCAGCAAUGAUGUCAUCUCUAUGGAAAAAAUUGGACUAUACCCUUUCUCAGAUCAGGAGCAUGCAGAAUUCCACAGGAUUUUCUGCUAAUCAAAGAACACGUACAAGAAGUGGAAUUGUAGAAAUGAAAAGACAGAGAGUGCUUCAGCAGUCGGCUCCUCCAAACUCAGGAUUGCUGUCAGUAGCCCAGCAGUCAGGGUCACAAAAUUCCUCUUCUGCUGUAGCUCCUCAAGUUAUUCACAGGCCAACAAUAAAUCAAAGCAUGUCACAGACAAGACUGAAUACGUUGUUUGUGCACCAGUCUCAAACACAAGAAAAUAAGAUCACCACUGCAGGAGAUUUCAUACACGUUCAAGUUCCAGCAUCACAAGAACGAAAGCUUCAUUCAAACUUGCUUUCUCCAGGAAGACAAAAAAGUGAAUCUCAGAAGAGGAAAAGUGUUGCAACAUCUGGACCUCUUUCAGCAACUAGAAGUUCUCAAGACCCUGAUGAAGUAAUAACAGAAAAGCAACUGGUUAUUGAAAACGCCAGAGAAAAAAUCUUGAGCAACAAAUCUCUUCAGGAGAAACUUGCUGAGAACAUUAACAAAAUCCUGGGCAGCGAUGGCAAUGUUGCUCAGGCCCCUAAACAGACAGACAGUGGUCCCAUGGAACAGGAGACUUCAAUUGAUGAAAUCCUUGGACUUCAGGGUGAAAUCCAUAUGUCAGAAGAGGCUAUACAGGACAUUCUAGAACAGACUGAAUCAGAUCCAGCUUUUCAAGCACUCUUCGACUUGUUUGAUUAUGGAAAGAGCAAGGUAAACAAGAACUUACCUGCUGGUCAGAGUGGAGUAGAAAAUGCAAUCCUGGUGGAUGAGGAUAACCUGGAAACACUGGAAAGUUCUUUAGGAGCAGAAGAAACUGGUAGAUGUGAUAAUUCUGGAGAAUCACUGUCCUGUAAAGGCUUUCAGUUAGGAGAAGCAUCAUGUGCCUUGAAGACCAACAUUAACAGUGAUGAUGUGGCUAAGAAAAAUACAGCCAAUGAACAGCUGCAUGGAAAUGGUAGACCAAGGAAGCAAACUGAAGUCCUUAAAACCAUUACCUCUGAACAUAUUGGAGAGCUUGAAAUCGCUUUCAACCCUGUGCCUGGUUUGACUGAACCUCUCAAGAAACAGACUUCUGAUAGCGAAUUCAGUGAACACUGCGGAGAUUCUUAUGAUAAAAAAGAGUCAUCUGCAUUAGUAUCUGAAAGUGAGAGAGCUAUGGAAAUUGAAAAAGGCCCACUAAGUCAUAGUGCUCAAAGUAGUCCUAAUUUAGAACUUGUUCAUUCUGGUAGUCCACAGAUUUCUUUGAUUUCAUUGGUAGAAGGUACUAUAGCCAGUGAAAACAGAGGACGUUCUGGAAGUCACUUAUCACCAGAUACAUCACAAUCUGAAAAAACACUUGCUAAAAGCCCUUCUCAUGGGACCCCUGGCCACAGUGCACUGCUCAGGAAAAACAAUUCAUCAAUUUCUAGCCCAUCAGCAGAGGCAGGAAAAGAGCAGGGUGUAACAAAUGGCACAGCUGCCCUGCCUGGUAUUUUAGAGGACAGCUCUAGCCACUGCUCCAACCAUCAGGAACAGAGUACACAGCCAGACUGCGCUGCAAGAUCUGCAGUGAAGAUUUCGGAUCUUGAGAAAACAGAGUUGCAGCUUGAAGUUGUUGAUACUUCUAACAAACCUUAUUCAAAUGAUCAGCACACACUUGAUAAGCCUUGUAAGAAAGAUUUUAACCUCCCUUCAGGACUGCCAAACUCAGAGGGAACACAAGGGGAAAUGCAAGAACCUUCAUCUUCUACAAAAGUAGAUGCUGAUAAUUUAUAUUUCUCUGCUGGUGAUGGUGCAUGUACAGAAAUUUCUGUAGUAUCCACUGAAAAUAAUCUUACUACAUCUGAAAUAUGCCACCCUCCUCUCCCAGAAACUGCAUCCUCAACAGAUGAGUCGGGUAUCGAGGGAAAAAGUAUUAGCAGUGUUUCUUCCAGUAGUCAACCAGUGGAUGUUGAUCCUUCUAAUACCAUGUCCCUCAAGAUUAUCAUCAGUGAUGAUCCGUUCAUCUCCUCAGACACAGAGUUAAAUAAUGCUGUUUCCAGCAUCACAGGAGAAAACUUGCGAACUAUAAUAUUGUCUUCUCCAGCCAAAUCCCCGACCAAAACUGCAGGCUUGUCCAACUGUCUCACUUCAGAAGACACAGAAAAAAAUGUGGAUUCAGCUUUGGCAGAGCAGAAUCUUCUUGUGCUUAGACCGAAGGAUCCUGUAGUCACUGCAGUUACCACUCAGAAUGAAGACUGCACUGUUUUUUCGGUUGCGGGUACGACGAGUCUUUCCAAGGAAGGAGGAUUUAUACAGUUGCUGCCAGCGACAAGCACGGCUUUUGGGAAUUCGAACAACCUUUAUAUAGCCACCUGCGUGACUGAUCCAGCUGCCUUGGGCACAGCUGUAACAACGCUAUCAAAUGUAGUUGUCUUGCCUGGCAAUUCCGUGCCUCUUGCUGCCCAAGCCCCAGUUGUGCAGCAGUUACAGACUCCUCCUCGAUCCAGCAAUAUAUUUGCAGCAAACCAGACUGUCUCCUCAAAUUUCCCACAAGGCUCUGCCAUUAUAAUUACAUCUCCAGUGCAACCUGUUCUGCAGGGAAUGGUGGGAAUGAUACCGCUCUCAGUGGUGGGGCAGAAUGGAAAUACCUUCUCAGCACCUGCCUGCCAGGUUCUACACGUGCCUGUGGCUAACCCAGUGAGUGUCCCAAAACUUCCCAUCCCUCCCAAGUCACAAAAGAUUCCUGGAGCAAGGAACAAGACUAAUACAGGUACCCAGAUUGCAUCCUGGAGAAGGGCAGAGGAGAAGAGCCCAAAUUCGGACAAGCUUAUCACUGCAGAACUAGGAAGGAAAGCGGAGGAGAACUUACCUGUCCCAUCAGUAGAGAGCACAAGCUUGAAUUCAAGACAAAACGAAAGUCACAGGAGAGUGCUUUGCUUUGAUAACGUCCCACCCGCUCCAGGAGGGAAUGCCCAAAUUCAGACUACAAAGAGUUUAUCUCAAAAAGAAAGAAAUGAAAAUACUUUGCUUGCUGUUGAUUCUGCAUCGUCCUCUGCUAAGGCACAGCCAGCAAAGAGAGAGAAAGAUAAAACGUUGCCCAGAAUUCUGUGUAAGCCAGAAGUUAGCAGCAACAGGAGCACAUCCGCAAAGGAGCUGCAGCCCGAGCGGAAGGUGGCAACUGCAGGGCUUCCACUCGAUCCCUUCCACAAAACUACAGCAAAUAAAGAAAAUGAAUUACAAAGAGAUACGGAUGAGAAACAGAAGAACCAGGACACUGCCAAACUCUCAAACGGCCAGCAGAGCGCUAGCUUAUGGAAUGAGAAGACAGUUGCUUCAGUGCAAGAGCUGAACAAAAAGCAAGGGUCACUGUCAAAUGGGACGAGCAAAUCUUCUGUGUCCAUGUCUUUGUCUGCAAAGGAGCCAAAGCGAGAACCAGCCAAAGUUUCCAACCAAGGCCUUUGUCUGUCAAGUCCAUGUACCAAACAAUGUCUGGAAAUGCUGCAAGACAUUCAGUGGCACAGCCCAACCAGUAAAGCAGUUGAAAACAGAGAAUUGCCAGUGCCCCGUACGCCGUCCGGAGUUGGGGACAGGCAUACGGAAGAUACUACAGACAGCGUACGGACACCAACCUGUCGGCGCUUCAACGAGGACAGCACAACCCCUAGAAUUAUGGUACCCCCUGCUACGCCUGACUUGCCUGCCUGCAGCCCUGCCAGUGAAACAGGCAGUGAAAACAGUGUCAAUAUGGCUGCCCACACGCUGAUGAUCCUGUCACGGGCAGCCAUCGCGCGGACUAGCACUGCAACUCCCCUGAAGGACAACACUCAGCAGUUCAGAUCCUUACGGAGCGUGGUAAAGAAAAGGAAACUUGAGGACUUGAGUGAAGGUGAGAGAAAUUCACGUUCUGCAAAUAGAGAAGACCUUCAAAGCUCGCCAACGCCAUCAAAAAAGAAGAAAAUAAAG
This is a messenger RNA of Mesitornis unicolor (brown roatelo), 4254 nucleotides long. RefSeq names its product nuclear protein, ataxia-telangiectasia locus (gene NPAT). The record is from RefSeq and is a predicted model, not a curated record. The transcript has 17 exons. Lineage: Eukaryota; Metazoa; Chordata; Aves; Mesitornithiformes; Mesitornithidae. Gene Ontology annotation, cellular component: nucleus. Gene Ontology annotation, molecular function: transcription coregulator activity. The annotation marks the transcript as partial.